This is a messenger RNA of Pipistrellus nathusii (Nathusius's pipistrelle), 348 nucleotides long. The record is from the annotation of a GenBank genome assembly. NCBI's taxonomy places the organism in Eukaryota, Metazoa, Chordata, Mammalia, Chiroptera, Vespertilionidae.
AUGGCCGCUUCUCAGGGACAGCUGACCUUCAGUGAUGUGGCCAUAGAAUUCUCUCAGGAGGAGUGGGCGUGCCUGGACCCAGCUCAGCGGAAACUGUACAUGGACGUGAUGCUGCAGAACUACAGGAACCUGGUAUUCCUGGGUGUGUCUAAGCCAGACCUACUCACCUUUUUGGAGCACAUGAAGGAGCCCUGGCAGUUGAAGAGAAAAAAGACAAUACCCAUUCAUCCAGCUAUAUCUUCUCAAGUCAUCCAGGGUUUGUUGCCAAAGUCAAGUGUAGAAGUAUCAUUCCAGAAAAUGUUACAGACCUCAUGGCCCACCAGUGAUUUGUGGACCAUUGGUUGGUGA